AUGCUCGAAGGCCUGGUCUCCGGCCUCCUGAACCGCUUCUUGGGCAUGUACGUCAAGAACUUUGACCCAACCCAGCUGAAAGUCGGCAUCUGGUCUGGCGAUGUGAAGCUGCGAAAUCUCGAGCUGCGUAAGGAAGCACUUGACCAGCUCAAGCUCCCCAUCAAUGUCGUCGAAGGACACCUCGGAGAGCUCACUCUCGUCAUACCCUGGUCGAAUCUGCGCGGCUCCCCAGUCAAGGUCUUUAUCGAAGAUGUCUUCCUGCUGGCCUCGCCCAAGGAGGAGGCUGCCUACGACGAAGACGAAGAGGAGCGCAGGAAACAGAGGCUCAAGAUGGAGAAGCUGGACUCUGCUGAGCUCCUCAAGGAACGGUCUCAAGCGGGUCUCAGUCAGGAAGAGCAGAAGAAGAGUCAGAGUUUCACCGAGAGUCUGGUCACUAAGAUUGUCGAUAACCUGCAGGUCACAGUCAAGAACAUCCACGUGCGAUACGAGGACUCGAUAUCCACCCCCGGUCACCCCUUCGCCCUCGGCGUCACUCUCGAGGAGUUCAGCGCAGUCUCCACCGACGGCGAGUGGAAGCCGACUUUCAUCCAGAACUCAACCAAGUCUACGAACAAACUCGCCAAGCUGGAAGCGCUAGCUGUGUAUUGGAACACCGACACCAAGCUUCUAGGCUCCGGCCGCGAGGUACCAGACCAAGGAGACAAUGCCCUGCCCCACGACGAUCUGAUUGCGGAAUUCAAGAAUUUGAUUGGCAGAGCGGAAGAUGCGUCGACGGUAGGACAUCAAUUCAUCUUGAAGCCAGUCAGCGGCCAAGCCAAGAUCACACUAGACAAGACGGGCCAUGUUCACACACCAAAGACCAAGGCCAGCCUCCUCUUCGACGAGAUCGGUGUCGUUCUUGAUGACGACCAAUACCGCGAUGCCUUGAUGAUGGUAGAUCUUUUCCACUACUUUAUCCGCCACCAAGAAUACAAGAAGCUGCAACCAAAGGGGGUUUCACCAAAACAAGAUCCCCGUGCAUGGCUCAGGUUCGCCGGAGAUGCUGUCCUGUCAAAGAUUCACGAUCGCAACCGAAGAUGGUCAUGGGACUACUUCCGUGAGAGGCGAGACAAUCGCCGCCGAUACAUCGAACUCUUCAAGAAGAUCAAGGCGAACCAAACUCUUUCCGCCCAGGACAAGGAAGAUCUCACCAGGCUCGAGGAGAAGCUCACGUACGAGGAUCUGCGCUUUUGGAGGUCCUUGGCUCGUAACCAGCUCAAAAAAGAGAACGCCGAAGCUUUGAAGAACGCCCCGCCGAAGCCGCAACAUGAACAGCAGGGAUGGUCAUCCUGGAUCUGGGGCUCCAAGCCAUCUCAACAGCAACAUCAAGAUAAUUCAGAAAAUACCCAGAUGACGGAAGAGCAGCGGCAAGAGCUGUACGAAGCGAUCGAUUGGGACGAGAAGACAGCAUUGGCCGAUGCCGUCGAUGCUCCCCGAGAUACUGUCAAGAUGCAAGUCGACACAGUUCUGAGCACUGGUAGCUUCACUCUGCGACAAAGCCCCCACGGGUCCAAAACCGACCUGUUGAGUCUGCACUUUGACAUGUUCAAAGCUAAGGCCCUCAAACGACCAGACUCGGUGCUUGCAGACCUUAGCCUGGGCGGCUUCCGCGUCAACGACGGAACCACCCCUGACUCCAUAUUUCAAGAGAUCGUUCGAGUCAAGGAUGCGCCAGACACAAACAAGCAGAAGCGCCUUUCGAUUGCAGACCUAGAAACCUCUCAGAACACGUCGUUCUUUGAUUUGAAAGUUGAGCAGAAUCCUCUAAACGGCCAGGGUGACUUUGCUGUCACCGCUAAACUGAAGCCUCUCGAGAUUGUGUGGAAUCCCAACUUCGUCGUAGGUAUCGUAGACUUCUUCAAGCCGCCCGAGCGACACAUGGAGGCCAUCAGUGCUCUCAUGGAGACCGCAGGUGCUACAGUUGAGGGCUUGAGGCAGCAGACGAGAGCUGGCCUCGAAUUUGCUCUAGAUGAACACAAGACAAUCAACGCCAAGCUCGAUUUGCAAGCGCCUUUGAUCAUUAUUCCGCAAAGCAUCACCACCGAACGAUCUACUUGCCUUAUCAUAGACGCUGGCCACAUCAGCGUAAACAGCGAGCUUGUCGAUAAGGAGGUAAUGAAGCAGGUUCAGGAUAAACAGAAACAGUCAUACUCCGACGAGGACUUCAAGCAACUUGAGUCGCUAAUGUACGACAAGUUUGUCGUCAAACUGAGCUCAACGCAGGUCCUCAUCGGCCCUUCGAUCGACGAUGCGAAGUCUCAAUUGAUCGAAAAGGACGAUACGAGAAUGUACCAUAUCGUUGAGAAGAUCAACGUCGACUUCGUGGUGGCCAUGUCAAUCCUCCCCAAGGCACCGAACCUUACCAAGAUGAAGGUGUCCGGUCACUUACCUGUUUUGCACGCCACUGUGUCCGACACCAAAUACAAGAGUCUCAUGAAGUUGAUUGAUGUUGCCAUACCGAAAUUUGGUGGAGAUACACAGCAGGCUCAAUCGCAACAACGGCCAAACAGACCAAGGUUGCUCAGCAGUGCAUCUGGUCGUUCCACGAGGUCGAACAAGGCCCAUAAGAGGAAGUCUUCGGCCAACAUUUUUUCGACCCCACAGACUGCUGUCAUUAUUCAUGACGACGAUGACGACGAUGAUGCUUUCGAAGAUGCAUCUGAAGGCAGCACUAAUCAACAACUGAAGAUGCAGCAACGGACGUUUGAGUUCACGUUUGCUGUCGAUAAACUGCAAGGCUCCCUCUACAGGAGCGACCCCGACGGAGAGAAGCCCGAGUCUCUGUUGGUUGAGCUGGUUGCUGAGGACUUCGACUUGGACUUUUAUAUCCGACCGUUUGACAUGGUUGCUGAAGUGUCUCUUGGAUCUGUCACCGUUGACGACUUUGUUGAGAACAACCCUUCAGUCGAGUUCAAGUCAAUCGUGUCAUCCGGCGAUGUUGAGGACCGCCAAGAAAAGAGAGACUUGGUUACAGUUAAGUUUAUCAAGGUUAAGAGAGAGUCGCCAGAGUUCAUGCCAGUCUACGAAGGUAUAGAGACUAACAUCAAUGUCACGGUCUCGACCAUCAACCUCGUCGUAACAAGGAAGACGUUGCUAACACUGUUGGAUUUUAUCUUGGUAACCUUCACCAACAAUGAUAAUGCAAACGCCCAGCCGCAGAGGAGAGCGAUCACGAACAGUGACGAUGAGAGCGACUUACCUGAGAUUGUGGAACCUCCUCCCGAACAACAGCCGGAACAGGCAGGGUCUAUCAGGGUCAAGGUUGACUUGAAAACUAUACGAUUGAUCCUGAAUAACGAUGGCAUACGGCUCGCGACUCUCUCGUUCAACCAUGCUGACGUUGGUGUCUAUCUCUCUGGAAAGACGAUGCGCAUAGCUACAAAGUUGGGAGAUCUUAGUCUAGUCGAUGAUGUAAACGUUGGCGCUUCCGAGAAUUCCAGCCUUCGUAGACUGGUCACAAUCCAAGGGGACGAGCUUGCGGACUUUCGAUAUGAGACUUUUGAUAGGGAUAACAAGAAUGCAUAUCCUGGUUAUGAUUCUUCGAUAUUCUUACGGGCUGGCUCCAUUAAGAUCAACUUCCAAGAAGAACCUUUCAGAAAGAUCAUCGAAUUCUUGGUCAAGUUCGGUAAGAUGCAGGCAAUCUACAAUGCCGCACGCCAAGCUGCUGCAAGCCAGGCACAGCAAAUUCAACAAAGCACCAGCCGUUUCAAGUUCGACGUCCUCGUCAACACACCCAUCAUCGUCUUCCCUGGUGUGGUCGUACCGGGCAGGGCGAAGCGUGACCUGAUCACGGCCUACCUCGGAGAGAUCUAUGCUCAAAACAAAUUUGUUCCCUUGGACGACUCCGAAGACGCUCAAAUUGCCAUGAAGUUAUCGGCCGGUAUUCGUAACGUAAGACUUACGUCUCUGUACCACUUCCAAGAAGACGAAUCUGAGGAGAUGGAGAUGAUCGACCAUGUCGAUCUCGGCUUUAACAUCACUUAUGCUGAGCACCAAAGGGGAUCGAAACGUCCCGACAUGGAGAUUGAGGGCAAGAUGACCGACUUGAACCUCAAAAUCUCUCAGUAUCAACUCAAAUCACUUCUCCAAAUCUCGAGAUCUGUGCCUGCUGCCUUCGCCACAGAUGCUGAAGCAAGCGGCGAAGAAGCAGAGAGAGAUGUCGACGAGGGAACAUUGAGACGAGCUAAGACCAUGUCUUCAACGACUACUGGUAAUGAAGACUCUCUCAUCGAUCUGGGCCCUGAACUUGGUUCUCGGGAGGAUACCUGGACCAAACUUGACUUGGUGUUCGAGGCCCACAAGAUCGGUCUUGAGUUGAUCGAUGCCCCUGAGGGCAAACGAACCGGCAAUACCGAUAGCGCUAGUCUUUCGCAGUUCUCUCUCGACAACAGCAAACUGAAGACUCGUAUGUUGGCAGACGGAUCUCUCGAGGCAGAGUUCGUCAUCCACUCCUUCACCAUCCAGGACUCGCGCCAGAAGGAUGGGAAUAAGUUCCGCAAGAUCAUGACUUCGUCCAAUAAGAGUGUCCAACAAUUCAUGGCUUCCAUCUCCAUGAGCUCUGGCCAGAACAAGAAUCUUAUAGCAAUGGUUGCUAUCGACAGUCCUCGAGUCAUUUUUGCCCUGGACUACGUCUUCGCGCUGCAAAGAUUCGUUACCGCUAGUAUCCAGGUUGAUGAGGCGGUGCAAGUGGACGAUAGCUCGGAAGACUCACCCGAAGACUCUGAUACUGAUUCGAUGCAAGUUGUCUUCACGGGCAGCAAAUCUCAGAAGCCAGGACAACUCCAAAAUGUUGGGCAAAAAAAAGAGGAGUCCAAGAUAACUGUUGCCUUCCGCGUCAACAUCGUGGAUGCUCAGGUGAUCCUUAUCGCAAAUCCAUUGAGCUCAAGCUCAGAGGCUAUCGUUUUGGGCACCAAACAGGUGCUUCUAUCACAACAGCACGCUUUGACUUUCCAAGUUCAGAAGGUUGGCAUGUUCUUAUGUCGCAUGGAUAGAUUCGAAGAGUCACGGUUGCGUAUCCUAGAUGACUUUUCUAUUCAGAUGUCCAUGGACAGUUCCCAGCCCAAUCUGACCAAUAUCCAUGUCGACAUCGAGCCUCUUAUCCUGCGCCUUUCGUUGCGCGAUAUUCUUCUCGUUCUUCAAAUUGUCAGCAAGGCUUCUGAGCUUUCUGCAAACCAACCUGAGGACAACAGGGUCAGCGCUUCGGACAAGAAGGCAGAACAGCUCCGUAACGACGGUUUCAAGCAACGCACAGCAAGCGGUCGCGGUAAUUCAACUAUCGCGAAUCGAACAAAGCGAUCCAAGACGGCUGGCACACUGACGACUCGAACGCGCAAGUCAUCACAGCCUCCACGACCAGUCCACGAUGUCAAUAGUGGCCCCAAACGACAUGAGGAGUUGACCGCAUCGAUCGACGGCGUUCGGGUUGUGUUGAUAGGUGAUGUACACGAACUUCCCAUCGUGGACUUGAACAUCAAGAGCUUCACAGCAUCAGCCGCCGACUGGACCAGUAGCCUCAAAGCGGAGACAGCAAUGGAUAUGUACAUUAAUGUUUACAACUUUGCCAAGUCUGCUUGGGAGCCUCUGCUUGAGCCCUGGCAGGUUGGUGUUGGUGUGGCGAAGCAACCAAAUAAUGGCAUGCUGUCCAUCGACAUGCAGUCCCGAAAGGCUUUUGACCUUACAGUCACCACGGCUACUAUCGCACUUGCCUCGAAAUCCUUUGACUUUUUGACAGAAAAUGAAGAUGUGUUGGGCAAGGCACGGGGGGCCGAGUCCCCAUACAAGAUCCGGAACUAUACUGGAUUCGAUGUUGUUGUCCAAGCGAGGAAUCAAAGCAAUACCGAGAACAUUUCUGUCAAGCUUGAGGAUGGCCAAGAAGCUCCUUGGAGCUUCGAGCAUUGGGAGAAAAUGCGGGAAAAUAUCAUGACAGAGAAUAACACUACCAAUACUGUGAGUAUUCAGAUCGAGGGAAGUGGUUUUGAUACAGUCAAGAAUAUUCGCAUCAAUCGCCAUGGUGAAUAUCUAUACAGUUUACGACCGAAGACAGACAACACACUACACCGACUUCUCGUUGAAGUGCAGCUUGGCGAGGACAACAUCAAAUAUGUGACACUGCGAUCACCAUUGGUAGUUGAAAAUGAUACGCAGAUCCCCGUGGAGUUAGGCGUCUACGAUGCACAAGAAGGGCAUCUUCUGAAGAUCGAGAAGAUUCCUCCAGGUGAGAGCCGACCUGCACCUGUCGCAGCUUGUUUUGUCAAGUCUCUGCUGGUGCGGCCGGACUCCGGAUUUGGCUAUGCUUGGUCAUCUGAACACCUCUGGUGGAAGGAUCUGAUCAAAAGGCCAACCCGAACGCUGGUUUGCAAGGGUGAAGGCAAUGACCCGUUCUACUUUCAGAUGAACACCAGUUUCGACAAGGGUCAUUUCUUGAAUGGUAAAUAUCCUUACAUGAAAAUCAAGCUCUCGCCCCCGGUCAUCCUCGAAAAUUUGCUGCCAUACGAUUUCAAGUACAGGAUCUAUGACAAGAACACUAAGAAGGACUGGACAAAUUUCCUGCGCAAAGGUGGCGUUAGUCCCGUGCAUGUUGUGGAAUUAUCGCAUCUCCUUCUUAUGAGCGUAGACAUGCAGGACACGGUGUUUAAACCUAGCGAGUUUGCCAUCAUCAACCCCGGACAACAGGACGAUUACCGAAAAGAGAACAAGUUACUGUGCAAAGAUGAGGAAGGCCUCCAGCUUCAACUGCGACUUCACUACUUUAAAGUUCCCAACGGAGGUGGCGCUUUCAAGGUCACCGUUUACAGCCCGUACAUUGUCUUGAAUAAGACAGGUUUGGAGGUCAAUGUUCGUGGAAAGCAAUUCCUACAGCAAGCGAAGAGAGCUGCUGGUCAAUCACCUCUCGCUGAUAACUCGAAUGGAGAGCAACCUAAGGCUUUGCCAUUUAUGUUCUCUUUCGGAAACGAUGAUCAUAGGAACCGUGCUUUGCUCAAGGUUGGCGGCUCGGAGUGGAGCAAGCCUCAAAGUUUCGAUGCUAUUGGCAGUACGACGGAUGUUGUUCUCCCGACAGCUGACAAAGCCACAGAGUACCACGUGGGAAUCACUGUCGAGGCAGGCGAUGGCAAGUACAAGAUGACCAGGGUCGUCACUCUAGCCCCGAGAUUUGUUGUUCAGAACAAGGCCGGCGAAGAAUUAAACAUCCGAGAACCAGGCUCGUCCAAUAUAAUGACCCUGCGACCAGGUGCUCUGCAACCUCUGCAUGCUCUUCAGAGGUCUCAUGCCAAACAACUGGCCUUGUGCUUCCCCGGUAUCAAUAACCAAUGGAGCUCUUCCUUCAACAUUUCUGAUCUCGGUACCACUCACGUCAAGAUUGCCAAGGCCGGCCAACGCCAACGUCUCAUUCGGGUUGAGACACUGAUGGAGGAUGCCACAAUUUUCUUACACCUCAGCGUCGAGACCAAGAAUUGGCCAUUCUCUAUGCGCAAUGAGAGCGACACAGAGUUCACUUUCUGGCAAGCAAACCCCAAUGUCGAUGACGAUGGUGUGGAGGAUCGCUCUGGGUGGCGCCCCGUACGAUAUCGAUUACCCCCUCGCAGCAUCAUGCCGUAUGCUUGGGAUUUCCCAGCUGCCAAGUUCAAGGAGGUGGUCAUUAGUACUUCUAGCAAAGAGCGACAUGUCAAAUUGGCCGAGAUUGGAAACCUCAUUCCUAUGAAGUUCGUCAGCAGUUCUGGUGGGCAGAAGAUCAUCGACAUCAAUGUUGCCGCAGAUGGGCCAACGCAGACUCUAAUCUUAUCCAACUUCAAGCCUGGAAAGAGCUUGUACCGACAAAGAACUGGAACUGGUCUCGGUUCUGCCAGUACUAGCGGCUUUGAGGUUAAACAGCUUGAUAAUGAUACGACGUUCCAGGCAAGCUUCAAGCUGUCUGGUAUUGGUGUCUCGUUGAUCAACUCCCAGCUCAAGGAGCUUGCAUAUGUCACUUUCAGAGAUAUUCAACUUAAGUACAACGAGUCAGCAUUAUACCAGAACAUCAGUGCUUCGAUCAAAUGGAUACAAAUCGAUAACCAAUUGUAUGGAGGACUGUUCCCCAUGGUCCUGUAUCCUUCUGUGGUUCCUAAGCAAGCUCAAGAGAUCGAGACGCACCCAUCAUUGCACGCCAUGGUAACGAGAGUCAAGGACGACUCUUAUGGUGUCCUCUACAUCAAGUACGCUACUGUGCUGCUGCAACAGAUGACAGUCGAACUUGAUGAGGACUUCAUCUACGCUGUUCUCGAUUUCACAAAAGUGCCGGGUGCUUCAUGGACCGAGACCCAUGAGGGUAAGCUUUGUGACGAAGGCCUUGGUAUUCCUGAGCCAAAGCAACAACAGUCAGGCCAGGACAUAUACUUUGAGGUGCUCAACAUUCAGCCCAUGCAGCUCGAUCUGUCGUUCAUGCGCACCGAACGGGUCAACAUCGAAGACAAGACCUCGUCGCACAACCCUGUCAUGUUCUUUAUCAAUGCGAUGACGAUGGCAAUUGGCAAUGUCAACGAUGCACCUAUCCGACUAAAUGCUUUACUUCUGGAGAAUGCACGUGUAUCGAUCCCCGUCCUCGUCCAAAACAUGUCCAACCAUUACAGUCAAGAGGUCAUUUACCAAGUUCACAAGAUCAUUGGGAGUGCGGAUUUCCUCGGCAACCCGGUUGGUUUGUUCAACAAUAUUAGUAGUGGCAUCACAGACGUCUUUUACGAACCUUACCAAGGACUCAUCAUGUCAGACAAGCCCGAAGACCUUGGAAUCGGCAUCGCCAAGGGUGCUGCUAGCUUCGUGAAGAAAUCAGUCUACGGAUUUUCGGACUCAUUCUCCAAGAUCACUGGAAGUUUUAGCAAAGGUCUGGCCGCAGCGACUCUGGACAAGCAAUUCCAGGAUCGUCGCCGUAUCACACGUGCACGUAACCGACCGAAGCAUGCUUUGUAUGGUUUCACGGCUGGUGCGAACUCUUUCUUCACCUCAGUCGCAUCAGGUGUCGGCGGCGUAGCAAAGAAACCCCUCGAAGGUGCAGAACAGGAAGGCGCCGCAGGCUUCUUCAAGGGUGUGGGCAAGGGUGCACUCGGCCUCGUCACUAAACCCACUGUGGGUAUUCUAGACUUUGCGUCGAACGUGGCUGAGGGAGUCCGCAACACCACGACCGUGUUUGAUGGCUCUGAAUUGGACCGCGUGCGUAUCACACGCUUCAUCCCAUCUGACGGAGUAGUGCGCCCAUACAACCAGCGCGAGGCUCUCGGUCAAUCCUGGCUCAAACAGGUUGACAACGGGCGAUACUUCAAUGAGGAAUACAUCGCCCAUCUCGAGCUGCCUCGAGAAGAUAUGGUCGUCAUGGUCACCUACAGUCGAAUCUUGUUGAUACGCAGUCGGAGAUUGACGACCGAGUGGGAUGUUUCACUCAAGGAUGUUCAGACCAUUGCAAAAGAGAGGACCGGCCUUAGUAUCGUGCUCAGAGGUGGUACCAACGGCCCCUUUGUGCCGAUCGGAGAGGAAAGUGGAAGGACUUUCUUGUACAGAAUGGUCGCGGUAGCGGUGGAAGAGUUCAACCGCAGGUUCAGGGGGUUGGAGUGA
Truncatella angustata is the source of this 9618-nucleotide messenger RNA. RefSeq lists its product as uncharacterized. The record is from RefSeq and is a predicted model, not a curated record. Gene Ontology annotation, cellular component: extrinsic component of membrane. The coding region runs from base 1 to 9618 and encodes 3205 amino acids. Gene Ontology annotation, biological process: mitochondrion organization; protein retention in Golgi apparatus; protein targeting to vacuole. Lineage: Eukaryota; Fungi; Ascomycota; Sordariomycetes; Amphisphaeriales; Sporocadaceae. The transcript has 2 exons.